AUGUAUGUCAUGCAAAUGCAGUUAACUGUGUGGGAUAUAAUUUUUGCCCCAAAUUUUGGGACAGAAUUUAAUAAGGUAAAUUCAAAAGUAUUUUACGAAUCAGGAGAACACAGUGCUGUUCUUGUUGAUAAAAAGCUUUACUUUCUUGGUGGAUGGAGUUUGGAAGAUAAACAUUAUGCUUCAAACCAAUUGUUUUAUCUUGACGUCUCAAAAUCAUUUACUACAUUUGACGUAAGCUUAAUGCCUUGGACUGACCUUCAUUCGAUUUCAGGUAUAACUUAUAAAACUGCUGCAACAGCUUGUGUUUGUGAUACUACAAUUUAUUAUAUUGGUGGAUCUCAUUAUGGACGUCAUGUUAGUAAAUUUGAUACGAUAUCUCUGCAAUGGAGUGAACCUACUACUUCUGGAUCGAUACCUCCUACUUACGGGAGACCUGGAGAACAGAUGAAAUAUGUUCAAUGUGUAAUUUUAGGACAUAAAAUACAUAUUUAUGGUGGAUUUACUUCUCAUAAAAUGAAUAUAUUAGAUACUUCAAAUCUAUAUUGGUCUGCAUUUUCAUCUACACUUGGUGGUUGCCAAUCUAAUUCAAUUCAUGGG
Dentiscutata heterogama is the source of this 597-nucleotide messenger RNA. The record is from the annotation of a GenBank genome assembly. NCBI's taxonomy places the organism in Eukaryota, Fungi, Glomeromycota, Glomeromycetes, Diversisporales, Gigasporaceae.